UAUCUUUUGUAUUGCAUGUAUAGUUUUGGUGAUUAGCUGAACAUCAUUGUCUCAGCCUAAUCAUGAAAACUUUAUGUUUUCUAACCCUAACUGUGAUUGCCGUGGUACUCACGCGCACAAGCGGAACUAAACAGAGUUUCCCGAUAUUUAAUCAAUGCCUCUGGAAUCCUUGUAAGAACGGUGGCCAAUGUAUCAGGAAAGGAUUUUUCUUCGUAUGUAAAUGCCGACCAGGUUACACUGGGCGUAACUGUCAAAUUCGAGUUAAUCCAUGCCACAAAAGGCCGUGUAAGAACGGUGGUGUAUGUAUGAGGUUAGGAAAUGGCUUCCACUGUAAAUGCCGACCUGGUUAUACUGGACAAAACUGCCAAACAUACUGCAAAAGGGCCGUUGCUGAUAUUGUAUUCGUUUUGGAUGAAUCAGGAAGUAUCACACAUCGAAAUUUUGAAAUCAUAAAAAAAUUCGUAAAAAAUCUCAUUUCCAUUUUCCCAAUAUCUAGAACACAAGUUCGUGUUGGUGUCAUUACAUUUAGCACCUAUAUAAAAAAUGAGUUUAAUUUGAAUAGAUAUUUCACUCACAGACAAUUGUAUUAUGCUAUUAAUAGAAUUCGAUACAGUAACGGAGCAACGAAUACUCAUUUAGCAUUGAAUUAUCUUAAGAGACACGCAUUUCAAUCCAGAGCUGGAGGUCGAAAACUUAUCCCGCAAAUUGCUAUUGUCAUUACUGACGGAAGAUCAACACACCCGAAACUGACGCGAGACACUGCUCGAAUUCUAAAGCACUCAGGGAUUCAAGUUUAUGCCAUCGGUAUUGGAAAGCAAGUUCCUAGAUCUGAAUUGGUAACCAUUGCAAGUAAUCCAAGCAAGGAAUACAUCUAUGGUAUAAAUUCGUUUAGAGAUUUGACAAAAAUCAAAUCUAGUAUAGCGAGUAAAACUUGCCUAGGCGCUUUGUUUCAACAAGACAAUGCAAAGCCACACACCGCCAGAAAGACCAGCAACAACAUUGAAGAAUUGGAUGGUGUGAAAGUUCUGCUGCAGCCAGCCUAUAGCCCAGACGUUGCUCCAUCUGACUAUGGUCUCUUCCGAUCAAUGCAACACUUUAUGAAAGGUUACUGA
Messenger RNA from Octopus sinensis (East Asian common octopus), 1112 nucleotides. RefSeq names its product matrilin-2. The transcript is spliced from 6 exons. Gene Ontology annotation, molecular function: calcium ion binding. NCBI's taxonomy places the organism in Eukaryota, Metazoa, Mollusca, Cephalopoda, Octopoda, Octopodidae. The record is from RefSeq and is a predicted model, not a curated record. The coding region runs from base 63 to 1112 and encodes 349 amino acids.